This is a messenger RNA of Linum tenue, 984 nucleotides long. NCBI's taxonomy places the organism in Eukaryota, Viridiplantae, Streptophyta, Magnoliopsida, Malpighiales, Linaceae. The record is from the annotation of a GenBank genome assembly.
AUGGGAUUCCGAAUCGUGGAUGAUUUCCCUCUUUGCCUUCCUAGCCUCAGGACGUUGCAGCUUCGUCACAUCCACUGGGGCGCCUUAGAUGCCCUUGCUUCAGCUGCUAGCUGCCCGGUUCUCGAAACUUUACUUGUGGAGUGGGAUUUGGAGUGCCAUCAUGGUGCUCAGGCAUUCCAUAUCUGUUCUAACUCACUCAAGUGCUUGACCAUAUCCACUGGUCUCUGUGUUCUUGCUAGAUCGGCUGCCCCAGCGAGAUCUGUUGCUUUCACCACCCUGCACGUCAGAGCGCCGAGCCUCGUUCACCUCAGUUUCGAAUUCGCUGGUGAAAUUGCUGAAUACAAAAUCAUCAGUAGGAGUAAUAACAAUGAUCACGGUGGAAUUGAUUUCUUUUACCCCACAGUUGGUAGCUGUCCCACCAGUGAUCGUCAGAACAUUGCCAUGAUGCCCAUUGCUGAUCUCCUGCUGCCCAAUAAAAAGUUUUUACAGCUGGAUUGCUCAAGUGGUCAUUGUGUCCGAAGGGGAGAGCUUCAAAAGUUGACUCAUUUGAUCGUCCGGCUUGGUCCCCAUGAUGAAGACUUCCCGUGUGAUUUACUUGAGCAUCUUCCUAAUUUGGUAUCACUGCAUGUAGUGGCGGAUUCUCAGGAAACUUGUUCCGGGUGGGACAAGAGCAGCAGCGGAAGAACAAGUCACAGGGCGAUGAUGAUACGGGCGCCACCAGAAGAUCACGAGAUACCAAGUUGCUUGUCGUCGGUGCUGAAGGUGGUUGAAAUCAGAGGUCUGAAUGGAUUUGAUGACGAGGUUCAGCUUGCGCUUGCAUACUUGCUGAAGAAUGGCAGGGUGUUGAGGGACUUGAAUCUCUAUUAUGGUAUGACUGCUGAUCCCAUGCUGUUGUGUAGCAGCUCCACCAUCCAGAAAAACUUGCAAAACCUCUCAUCCAACAACUGUCAAGUUACGGUUGCUGCACUUACGAUGAUAAUAUAA